Molecule: messenger RNA, 4610 nt
Organism: Pseudoliparis swirei
Lineage: Eukaryota; Metazoa; Chordata; Actinopteri; Perciformes; Liparidae
Gene: mapk1
Product: mitogen-activated protein kinase 1
Exons: 9
Coding region: 324-1436 (370 amino acids)
Biological process (GO): protein phosphorylation; intracellular signal transduction
Cellular component (GO): nucleus; cytoplasm
Molecular function (GO): MAP kinase activity; ATP binding
Source: RefSeq, a predicted model, not a curated record
GUACCUGAAGGCACCACCGGAUCACGUGACCACCUCCGUUAUUUCCUGCAGUAUCAGACGGCGCAGUAGCGGUGGUGUGGUCGCUCCGAAGGAAGGCACGUAAACGGAAAGAAGAAGAAGAAGAAGACGACUCGAAGGCCGCUGCUAAACAUCGGCAACUGUUGCACUUUAAGCGACGACGGAUAUAUACAUAUAUUUAAAAGCGAUUUUUUUUUUUUACAGAAUUGGUUUUAAAUUCGAGCUGCUGUCUUUUUUAAUUCUUCUACGUGAAAAUUGUUAUUGUUAUUUAAUAGCCUCAUCAAAACAAACCGGAGUUUUAAAAAAUGGCGACAGCUGCGGUGUCGGCCCCCGCCGGCAGCGGCCCCAGCCCCGCCGGCUCGGACACGGAGCUGGUCCGCGGGCAGGCCUUCGACGUCGGGCCUCGGUACAGCAACCUCUCGUACAUCGGGGAGGGAGCCUACGGGAUGGUGUGCGCUGCGCAUGACCGGGACAACAAGACGCGCGUGGCCAUCAAGAAGAUCAGCCCCUUCGAGCACCAGACGUACUGCCAGCGCACCCUGAGGGAGAUCAAGAUCCUCAUGCGCUUCAAACACGAGAACAUCAUCAGCAUCAACGACAUCAUCCGCACGCCGACCAUCGACCUGAUGAAGGACGUAUACAUUGUCCAGGACCUGAUGGAGACGGACCUGUACAAGCUCCUGAAGACUCAACACCUGAGCAACGACCACAUCUGCUACUUCCUGUACCAGAUCCUUCGAGGCCUCAAGUACAUCCACUCGGCCAACGUCCUGCACCGCGACCUGAAGCCCUCCAACCUGCUGCUCAACACCACCUGCGAUCUCAAGAUCUGCGACUUUGGUUUGGCCCGCGUGGCUGACCCGGACCACGACCACACCGGGUUCCUCACGGAGUACGUGGCCACCCGUUGGUACCGGGCACCCGAGAUCAUGCUCAACUCCAAGGGUUACACCAAGUCCAUAGACAUCUGGUCGGUGGGCUGCAUCCUGGCCGAGAUGUUGUCCAACAGGCCGAUCUUUCCAGGGAAGCACUACUUGGAUCAGCUGAACCACAUUUUGGGGAUCCUGGGCUCUCCGUCUCAGGAGGAUCUCAACUGCAUCAUCAACAUCAAGGCCAGGAACUACCUGCUGUCGCUGCCGCUGCGCUGCAAGGUGCCGUGGAACCGCCUGUUCCCCAACGCCGACCCCAAAGCUCUGGACCUGUUGGACAAGAUGUUAACCUUCAACCCCCACAAGAGGAUCGAGGUGGAGGAGGCCCUGGCACACCCGUACCUGGAGCAGUACUACGACCCCACGGAUGAGCCGGUGGCCGAGGCCCCUUUCAAGUUCGACAUGGAGCUGGACGACCUCCCCAAGGAGAAGCUGAAGGAGCUCAUCUUUGAGGAGACGGAUCGUUUCCAGACCAUCUUCAGGUCCUAACGCCUCACUGCAAUGCUUCUGUGGACCGGCUCCUCCUCCUCCUCCUCCUCUUCCUCCUCACUGUUGCUGUGAUAUUCUGUUUUUAUUUUUAAUUGGUUGUCCACAUCAUCUGGAUUCCUUGGGUCUCACUCAUCAAAUCCACUUUGCUCAGGAAAGGCGUCAGGAAUAUAUAUAUAUAUCAUUCUCUUGUCUCUCCUCUCUCCAUCUCUCGCUCUCUCCAUCUCUCUCUCUCUCACAGCUUAGUUUGGUUUUUAUUUUUUAUUUGUGUUUUCAAGCCAAGAUAAACAACUUUUUAUUUGUGUCUCUGUUCACACUUGAGACCUUUUUAUGUCCUCUUGAAUUUGAUGUGAUGGACGAGCUGUUGUUGUGGUGUUGUUGUUGUUUUCUCUGGUGCAGCUGUCGUGCUUAUGGAUCGGCCUACAUUGCACAAAAACAACCAACUAAAAGGUUUUGAAUUUAAACUUUUUUUUCUCGCACAAUAAGAGAACUUGAGCUUUUAUCUUCUCUUUUCUCGCGCGUUAUCUCUCUUUAAAAAAAAGAAGAAAUUAUGCAAUGAAAUCACAUAAUCAGCCACAGACAUGUGGCCCAAAGCCAUUUGUUUCUUUUGAAGAGGAGUUAUAUUUGAACACACAAACACAGAAGGCCCACAUGUAAAUACAUAUAUAUAUAUAUUUUAUAUACAAUAUAUAUAUAUAUAUAUAUACACACACACAGCCCAAAGAGUCUUAAGAUACCUUCCUAUCCAGAGGGAUGAUGGGUGUGAAUUAGAUGAAUUUAUGAAUUUUCUUUCUUCUCGUGAAACACACACAAAAAAACGUUUUAAUUUCUCCGGCUGCAUAAAUAAAAUGCACCAAAAUCACAAAUCUAGUUCUGCCUUAGCCACGAGAUCCCUGAAGGAAGCGUCUGUUCUCUCAUCAACGUCUUUACGUCUGAGGCUUCUUCUUUUUCUUUUUCUCUCUUCCUCUCGCCUUGUUAGAUAAGACUGUGCCCUUAUAAGACUGUUAUAAGCUCCAUAGACAAAGACGACCACGACGUUAAGUGCCACGCGAGCCGGGGAGAGAGCCCGGGCUCCUUCUGUUUCCACCUUUCAUCCUUUAUUUAACCUUCUAUCCUUUAUUUACUCUGUGCUUUGUGCCCUGUUUCCUCUUUUUUUUUCCAGCUCUUUCUUCGUCCUAAUUUUCCUUUACAGUUUUCUUUUUCACUCCAUUGUGCACGCUCGGACGUCUUCUUUUCAUUUCUUUUGGGGUUGCAAAUAGGAGAAUAACCAUAUCUAUAUCUAUCUGUAUUUAUACAGAUCGCACAGAAACUACAACGACGUGCGUUCUUUCCUCGACCUGCGGAGUGGCAUCCAGGCACAAGCUGGUUUUAAAUAACACCCAACCUAAAACAAAUCAGGUUUCCCCAUUUCGUCCGUUGUAACGAUUAUUUUUAAUAUUUUAUUUUGCCUUAAAUUGCACAUUUAUCACGCUGAUAACUGCAGUGCAACAAAAACUAGACACAGCAGAAUAGUCUCUAACUGAUUUUAUUUUAAGCCAACAGAAUUGAGACUUAAUAAACGUUUAUUUGUGGAGCGUCAUUCAGUUUUAAUGAAACUUUAAGUAUUAAGUACGACUUUAAAACAUCUCCAAUAGAUUAAAAGACUAAAUCUACCUGAAUGGAUUCUUCAAGAGUCUUUCCCUGCUGGCACUUAAAGUUGGAAAUUAGAGAUUUAAAUGUAUAACAAGACUGUUUCGGGAUAGAUAUAUAUAUAUAUAUAUAUAUAUAUAUAUAGAAAGAAUGAUCUGAAACUUAGAACCAGCAAAUCUUCAGAAGCUGUAACAAAUGUUUAUUUUACCGUAAUUUUUUAAUAAAAGACCUAAACAAUCAUCCUUUAAUCGUAAUUGAUCACGGUUCAAUUGAUCGACUUAUCCUCCGUGUUAAACGCGUCCACUUUAAUGCAUUAGGAUGCUGUAACUUAGGGAGUCUUUUAGGCAGCACAAAAAACAAGAAGUGUUCAAUCAUAAAUCAACGAUGUCCUUUUUUUCCAGGUAAAGAAAAAAACAAGAAAUAACUGCCUCAAACUGUGUCUGUUUCCCUUUUUUAUAAUUAGUGUGAGCUGAACUUUUAUGGAAACAUUAGAAAAUUGCAUUGUUGCCAUGGAAAUUAUCCUAAACUUUAAAAUAUAUAUAUAUUUAAUACAAAUUAAAAUGUCCCUCUUUGCUCUCAGCUGAAGAAAAAAAAUGACCAAAACUCCAAUGCAAAAAUGACAAUGAAAUAUAAUAUUAUUUUUCUUGCACUCUCAAAUUUUAAGCCAUGCAGACGUUGAACGUGAGGGGUAGAAAGACUCGUCCUUCCCGGCGGUUCGAGUCCUCGCGUGCCCGCCGCCGUACACAACCCGUCUGUCUCUGCAUUAUUAUUAUUAUUUAAUGCACUUGCUUCUACGGUCGUCGGGACGGGACUAAUCCGAGGUGCCUGCCGGGAAUUAACAUGCCUGUAGAUAGUCUUUUAUUUUGGCGGGCUGGGUGGGAGGGGUUUAGGUAGCAUUGAGGGCUCUAGAAACCUUACUGGGAUUCGUUGUGUAACAAAACAAACAAAAAAAAGCUUCUGCUGAGUUCUCUGUGCAUCCUGUCUGUUUGUGCCUUCUUUGAUGGUCUUGAUCUCUCAAGAUUUGACGUGCAGCUUUUGUUCAGUCGGGAAUCCGUUUGUAAUCGCAGUAUACGCUCUUAAAAAUGAACACAAUCGGGGCAAGGGGGGGUAUCCUUAUUUUUCAGUUAUUUACAUUUUAAAGAGAUUUUUGUUUUUUUGUGACCGUAUUGAAAAGAUACAUUUAUAUUAUAUAGCUUUUUAUCUUUUUUUCUUUCGGCUGUUUUUUUUUUUCUGUAAAAUUGAAUGUUCUGUUUCUAUCGGACACUAAAUCUUUGUUUCUGAGUCGUCUCCAGUGGUGGAACUACUUCACUAUGUAUGUUUUUGAUCAGUAUAAACAUUUUUUUAUUGUGUAGUUAACAUUUCUUGAAAGAGGAGUUUAAAAAAAUAAAGUAAAAAAAUAUAUAUAAGAUGCUCGUUUUUGGAUUUCAACGGUUCCCGUUUGACUCGCCAUUGUUUGAAUUGAUCGGUCGGUUUUAUCUCGUGUCGUGUGAAGGAUUUGACUUGAACGAAGCAUUUCUUUGCUAUUAUUAAAGACUGACUUUUGACAAA